Messenger RNA from Anopheles bellator, 4380 nucleotides. Its product is annotated as integrin alpha-PS3-like. NCBI's taxonomy places the organism in Eukaryota, Metazoa, Arthropoda, Insecta, Diptera, Culicidae. Gene Ontology annotation, cellular component: external side of plasma membrane; integrin complex. Gene Ontology annotation, molecular function: integrin binding. Bases 1 to 3492 code for a protein of 1163 amino acids. The record is from RefSeq and is a predicted model, not a curated record. Gene Ontology annotation, biological process: cell-matrix adhesion; cell adhesion mediated by integrin; integrin-mediated signaling pathway. The transcript has 6 exons.
AUGGUGACGGCGAAGCUUGUGCUGUCGUCGGUGGCUCUGGUGCUGAUCGAUCUGCUACGUUCCGGUUCCGGUUUUAACGUGUCGCCACAGCCAAACUAUGUGUUCCGGGAGCCAUCCCUCACCACCUACAUGGACAAAGUCCGCAGUUCGUACUUUGGAUAUUCGCUCAAUCUGCGCCCAGCAGGUGUGGUUGUCGGUGCACCACGAGCACAGUCGGAUCUCCCGGCGCAGCGGAAGGUCAACGAAACCGGUGCCAUCUAUCGGUGUCGCUUCAGCGAUGGCCACUGUGCGCCUUACUACUUCGAUCGGCUCGGCAACACCCAACAGGAGCAAUCGGAUUUUGCCUACAACUCGGAGAAAAAGGACUUCCAAAUGCUGGGCGCCAGCAUUGACGGGCACGGUGCGGACGGCGAUCGGCUCGUGGUGUGUGCCCCGAAAAUGAUCAGCGAGCUGACCGAGUACUACCUUCUGCACGGCAUCUGCUACGUAGUCGAUGGUACCGAAGGUGACGCACCGAAAGACAUCCGGAAGAUUGUGCCCUUGCGGGCGAAAGAAAAACAGUUACACAAGGACGCCCUGGGCCAGUACUAUUACUACAUGUACGGCGAGCAAGGCAUCAGCGUGCACGUGACGGACGACGGCGAAGAGAUUCUGAUCGGAGCGCCCGGGGUGUUCAACUGGCGCGGCACCGUCGUGCGGUACCGGCGGCGUGUGACGGAUGACGCCGGAGGACUCAGUCGGCGCAAUUCGCCUACCGGCAAUCGGCGCCCAACGAACCGCCACAAGCGCCAGAUCGUGAGCUACGUGAGCGACGUGCCGAAUCCGUACUUUAACCGCGUCAAGGACGAUUCGUACUUUGGGUACGCCGUCAGUUCCGGUCGGUUCCUGGGCCCGGACCAGAAGCUCCUGUACGUGGCGAGUGCACCCCAAUCGAACGAACAGGUCGGCGAGGUGUUUAUCUUCGACAUCCUCAACGCAGACUCGGCGUUCGUCGAGACGCAGUUCAGGAUGCACUUUACCUUUCCGGGUCAGCAGCAGGGCGAAUACUUCGGUUACUCGCUGCUUGCCGAGGAUUUCAACGGUGACGGGUUUCCGGAUCUAGCUAUCGGGGCACCGCUGAACAGCCGGACGGGCGAUUACGAGACUGGCGCGGUGUACAUCCACUGGAACGAGGGUCAGCUUAACUUUCAGCUUCAAACGAAGCUAGCCUCAUCGUACGAUCUCGGUGGCCGGUUCGGUACGAGUUUGGCCAAGAUCGGUGACAUCAACAUGGACGGCUACAACGACAUCGCCGUCGGGGCUCCGUUCGAAGGAAAUGGUGUCGUUUACAUUUUCCUCGGUUCCGUCGAUGGGCUGCAAUCGAAGGCGAGUCAACGGUUGACGGCACCGACCAAGGAGCUGAUGUGGCCUGGGAACGCCAUGUUUGGGUACGCGAUCUCGCGCGGAACCGACAUCGACCGGAACGGUUACAAUGAUCUCGCAAUCGGUUCCCCGAACGGUGAAACGGUGUACGUGUACCGCACGUAUCCGGUGGUCCGUAUCGAGGCGGAAGUGUCGUCCACCAAGCGGGAGCUGUCUCUCGAGGACACUUCGUUCGAGCUGACGGUGUGCCUGAGUGCCAGUUUCACUGCGGGCCUCCAGUACCCCGUGCAGCUGGGUUACAGUCUCGCCGUGGAUGCCCAGCUCGGCCGGGUGGCCCUCCUGGGUACCGGUGGUAAGUAUAACAACACUGUCACCCUGCGUGACGCGACCGAGCAGUGCCAGCAGGUCCGAGCAGCCCUCAAAGCGACAGCGGCCAGCAUCUACCGACCGAUCGUGAUGGAGCUGACGUACCACUUGCUCGCCGAACCUCCAACCGAGGCGGACGCAUCGACGUUCUGCACCCACUGUGCCCUACUGGAUCCCACAGUGCCGGCCCAUAUCAUCCGGAAGAUAUCCUUCAAAACCGGCUGCCAAGGUGAAGUGUGCGUCUCCGAUCUGCGACUGUCCGCCCGCUGGCUGGACAUUGCCGGUGGUGACGCUGGAUACGUGCUGGGCAGUACGAAAAAGGCGUCGAUCGAGUUCACGGUGCACAAUGCGGGUGAGAACGCGUACUUACCGCAGCUCAAUGUGUCGCUCACCCCGGCCAGGCUGACCCUAGCGAAGCUCACGUCCGAGUGCCGCCAAACGGUUACGUCCGACGGUGUGAAUGUGUUGUGCGAUCUCAACAACGGGCUGCCACUGAAAGCGUCAUACACCUCGAAGUACACGUUGAUCCUUGAUAUGACGAAGCUGGAAGCUGGUGCGGCGGCUGAGAUCCGGGCCGAAGCACUUAGCUCGAGCGAAGAGUCGGUCCCCGGGGACAAUUUCCAUGAAACGGUUCUACCGCUCAAAGAGUUCAGUGACAUCGAGAUCGUCGGAAAAUCCUCCGUCCCGGAAGUGCAUCUCGAGAAGCAGCGCGGAAUGCUUGCGGUGGAGUAUGAGCUGCAGCUGCACAAUAACGGCCCGAGCGUGUUCCGAAACCUGGCCUUUACGCUCGACGUGCCACUCGUGUACCACAAGCCCAGCUCGGGACAAACGUUUAAGAUCAUCAACUUCAACGACAUCGUAGUGACCGGUUACUAUAGCUACAAGACGCUCGAUUACACCUGGACCCAGAACGACACCGUGCUGUUGCCCAAUCCGAUCGAGCACAGCACGAUCGAACCGCCUCCGGUGGUCAACGUCGAGGAUCUGCACCGUCAGCCGAGUGAUUUCGUACUCAUGUCCGGCGCCGGCGGCGGAUUGUUUAGCGGGUGGACGGGAGAGAACAGUUCGCCACACGAGCAGGACACGAUAUCGUUCCACCGUAGGCGCCGCCGCGAGCUGUCGGCUUCUACGCACACCGCUUCCAACUUCAACCGCUACACGAAUCAACUCUCCCGGCAAUCGGUUCACCCCGCGAGCCGUCUGUCGAGCGUGAUCGAUGCUUCUACGCUGGGGCUGCCGGGCAAUAGGACGCUCCUGUUCAGUUGCAUCGAAGAUGAAGACUCGAUCGCCGAGUGCGCACGGCUUAACAUCGACGUUGAUCUCUUCCGGCCUACCAACGUACCGAUCGUGAUCACGAUCGCCUUUCAAGUCGAUCUGGACGCGAUCGAUGAAGCGUUUCUCGAGCGCGAGGACAUUUUUGCCCUCCUGAUGCUGGGCGACAUUCAACGGGGCGCACACGAGCCGGAAGGGGUGGCCCGGUUCCAGCUGUCGCGCUCCAACCCGUUCACGGUCGUGUAUCGCUACUCCGACACCAGCACACCCGUCUGGGUGUACAUUGUAUCGGGGAUCGGUGGGCUCCUGCUGCUCGUCGCCAUUUCCUACGGACUCUACCGGUUGGGUUUCUUCGAGCGAACCACCAAGGAGGAGAUGGAAAAGCACCAACGAGAGAGCGCUCGUCUGAACGAACCGGAACCGUCUAGUGGUCGGGUGGACAGUGAAACGGAACCCGAGUCGAACAAAACCUUGCCAAACGAGUCCAUGUAAGCGUCCCGCACCAGAGGCGACUGCCGGAUGUUGAACGCAUUUAAUGAAACCAAAACAGUGAGCUCCUCACAACAACCUAUUGCUAUUGAAGGAAGUGCAAAAAGGACUUGCAAACCUUUUCCAUGUGUUCCUCAUAGUGGUAGUUUUGACUCGUAGCUAUAAAAUAAAACUGUACUUUUGUAAGACUACUGCUAAGUAACCUUUGCGAAUAUUUCACAAGAUCAUCACACGUUACAAUCAUGAAAAAGACUUAAAAUGUACCACAAUUCGAUUCAAUUUUUUUGCAACAUAAAUGAUUGUGUGACUGAAGGUUUUCUUGAUUUUAUCCCUUCCUCGCAAAGGCCAAUGUUAGCGAUUUGUUGGUCUCUUGCUCUAGUAUAGUAUUAAGUAGACGAAUGAAGACAUAAGUAACAAGUAAACCUUGAUCAUUUUAAGUUUCUAGAGAAAAGUAGACCAAAACAAUUAGAAGUUCAUCACACCAAGAAGGUAAGCGAUAUCAUCCUUCAGUUAGACCGCAGUGUUUGACUACUGGCCUUUUUGGCGGUCUGGCAGUCACUUGCUGACUUCCCAAUAAACGAUAAUUUAACGUUUGCUCCAGCAAAUUAUUUAUUACCUUCACACCGUUACCAACGACAGGUUGCGUGUUCGAACAUUUGUGUACAUAAUUCAGGAGAAGUCGAAACAACGUCCGGCAACAGAACUACCUCGCCGCUUCACUAAUUGGAACAAAAACACUUACGCUGGUUUUGAAAGUUCCACACGUGGAACGGUUGUUUGAAGAAGAUUUAGAUGAAAAACGGUUGAUUCAUUCAUUUACAUACGCUAGCCUGUAAGCAUUUCAAUUAAUGUACUGUUACGCAAAUAAAAGAAAUGUUCAAAGCAACAUAA